UCACAUUAUAAAGCGUGAACUCUCAUGGAACGCUCAACUUUGUACUAAUUGUGAUCGACCCCACAUAUAUAUAGUAACAAUACGAAAGCUAAAGCUUUGAGGACAAGGUUGUGAGUGAUGUUUCGUAGUUCAUGCGUUGUAAACAACGAGAAAGGCAAGAAAUUAACCACCUUUCCCUAGUCCCACGCCCUUCGUAAGAUCAAAUAUUUCUGCCAGGACACUUUAAUGGAAAGAUGAGCUCCUAUUACAAAAAGCGAGAGCAUUCCUCGGAACGAGCUAAAUCGUCAAAGCAUCGUAAACAAAGUGACAGUGAGUCGGACGAAGAGGAGAACUAUGUACCAUACGUACCACUAAAAGAAAGACGCAAACAGGAACUUGAGAAAGCGCAUAAACUUCUGAACAGACGGAUUGCUAAAGGAGUGAGCGAGGGAAACCAGGACCACAAAGACAGCGGCAAGGAAGAUGGGGAAGCGGCAGACGAUCUCGGUGUUCGAGCUAACGUCAGUUUACUGGAUCAACAUGCUGAACUCAAGAAAAAAGCUGAAAGUAUCAAGGUGAAUCAAUUGGACAAACAGCUAGAGGAGGAGCAGAAGAUUCUACAGAGUAUUCAAGAGCAGCGUGCCUUGAUGACAGUUAAGGAACUGGCUAAAGGAAUUACAUACACACAGGCCCUCAAGACGGGAUGGUUAGCUCCAAGGUGUAUUCUUCACAUGGGAGAAGCGAGACAUGACAGAGUACGCAAGAAACUUCAUAUCAUUGUGGAGGGCGAUGUCGUACCACCACCUAUUAAACAUUUUAGGGAGAUGAAGUUCCCCAAGUCGAUCAUUUACGGCCUCAAGAAGAAAGGGAUCAUGCAUCCCACCCCUAUCCAAAUACAGGGAAUUCCAGUUGUACUGUCUGGUAGGGACAUGAUUGGUAUCGCCUUCACAGGAUCAGGAAAGACCCUCGUCUUCACGCUACCACUGAUCAUGUUCUGCAUGGAACAGGAGAAGAAAAUGCCGUUCAUAAAGAACGAGGGCCCCUAUGGACUCAUAGUCUGUCCAUCGCGAGAGUUGGCCAAGCAGACCCACGAUGGGUUCCUGUACUUCUCCAAGUGUCUGGAAGCUGAAGGGUUACCAUCUCUGCGUAGUAUGUUGUGUAUUGGCGGGAUACCAUCAAAGGAACAAAUGCAGCUUCUACAGAAAGGUGUUCACAUCAUGGUAGCCACGCCGGGUAGAUUAAUCCACAUGCUGAACAGGAAAAAUUUCAAUCUGUCUGUUUGUCGUUAUCUCUGUCUGGAUGAGGCUGAUCGAAUGAUUGAUCUCGGAUUUGAAGAGGAUAUCAGGACCAUUCUCACCUACUUUAAGGGCCAGAGACAGACGCUUCUCUUCAGCGCCACCAUGCCUAAGAAGAUCCAGAACUUUGCCAAGAGCGCCCUCGUAAUGCCCAUAACAGUCAACGUUGGUCGUGCCGGUGCAGCUAGCUUGGAUGUCAUCCAGGAAGUGGAGUAUGUUAAACAAGAAGCCAAGAUGGUUUAUCUUCUGGAAUGCCUGCAGAAGACUCCCCCACCGGUGUUGAUCUUUGCAGAGAAGAAAGCUGAUGUAGAUGACAUCCAUGAAUAUUUAUUGUUGAAAGGAGUGGAAGCUGUGGCCAUCCAUGGAGGCAAAGAUCAGGAGGAGAGAACACGCUCAGUAGAGCAGUUUCGUCAGAAGGAGAAGGAUGUCUUAGUGGCUACAGACGUUGCUUCUAAAGGUCUUGACUUCCCCGAUAUUCAACACGUUAUUAAUUAUGAUAUGCCAGAAGACAUUGAAAACUAUGUUCAUAGAAUUGGAAGAACUGGCCGCUGUGGCAAGACGGGUAUUGCGACCACCUUCAUCAAUAAAUCAUGCGAGGAGUCAGUCUUAUUGGAUCUGAAGCAUUUGCUUCUUGAGGCAAAGCAGAGAGUUCCUCCAGUUUUGGUUGCACUCGGAGGCAAUGAAGAGAUGCUCAACAUGGGAGAUGAGCGUGGAUGUUCUUUCUGUGGUGGAUUGGGUCAUCGUAUCACAGAGUGUCCUAAACUAGAAGCUCUACAGACCAAGCAAGCAAGCACCAUUGGUCGCAAAGACUACCUUGCUAACAGUGCUGCUGACUGGUAGAUGCAACUCAAAGUCGCAAACCUUGCAGUUCCUUAUUGUUUGAACGUGACGUUAGGAGGGAAAACGUCCGAGCCCAUGCGCGGUAUUAUUUUUCAGAACUUUUGGAGCAUCUGAAGUAAUUUUUUUCCUUUGAAAAUAUCUGUGCCCCAAUCAAACCCAGAUUUGACAAAGGAAAGUCUACUGUAUCCUGCCAUAGAAUGCUCGGAGUUGCCUCCCAUUGAGCCGAAUCUGAUGAUAAGUAAUGGUGGCAGGCUGGCCAGUCUUGUAUGAAACUUUUGUAUAACGGUCUGGAAUCGGGGAUUAAUUAAUAACCCCUUAAAAGGGUCUAUGUAACUUUUGUCGGACAAUGUCCACAGAUUUACACUAAACUUACACAGUUUGAAGAUAAUG
Asterias rubens (European starfish) is the source of this 2504-nucleotide messenger RNA. RefSeq names its product probable ATP-dependent RNA helicase DDX41. The record is from RefSeq and is a predicted model, not a curated record. Gene Ontology annotation, biological process: mRNA splicing, via spliceosome. Gene Ontology annotation, molecular function: RNA binding; ATP binding; RNA helicase activity. Lineage: Eukaryota; Metazoa; Echinodermata; Asteroidea; Forcipulatida; Asteriidae. Gene Ontology annotation, cellular component: spliceosomal complex. Bases 234 to 2114 code for a protein of 626 amino acids. The transcript is spliced from 15 exons.